This is a messenger RNA of Cryphonectria parasitica EP155, 1245 nucleotides long. Its product is annotated as DUF159-domain-containing protein. The transcript is spliced from 4 exons. The record is from RefSeq and is a predicted model, not a curated record. NCBI's taxonomy places the organism in Eukaryota, Fungi, Ascomycota, Sordariomycetes, Diaporthales, Cryphonectriaceae. Gene Ontology annotation, molecular function: single-stranded DNA binding. Gene Ontology annotation, biological process: DNA damage response. Bases 1 to 1245 code for a protein of 414 amino acids.
AUGUGUGGAAGAUAUGUGCUCGCCCUGAGCCCGUCGCAGGUCCGCCGCAUGCUCGAGAAUGACGACAUGCUCGUCGACGAUGCGCCUGCCGACGAGGGCGACGGCGCUCCGAGGCAGAGCUAUAACUUCGCGCCGGGAUAUCAUGGGAUCGUGUACAGGGCAGACGUCCCGGAUUGGGGCGCGGGCCCCAGGAGGGAGGCUAAGCAGAAGAAGGGCGGUGCGCCCAGCGAGCCUACCACGACACACUACAAGCUGCAGUCUAUGAGGUGGGGUCUCAUCCCCUUCUGGACAAAGCGCAACCCGGACUACGCCGCGGUGAUGAAGACAAUCAACUGCAGGGACGACUCGCUCGCGCAGGCCGGCGGGAUGUGGAGCUCCAUGAAGGGCCGGAAGAGGUGUAUCGUCGUCGCGCAGGGGUUCUACGAGUGGCUCAAGAGCGGCAGGGACAAGGUGCCGCAUUUUGUGAAGCGCAAGGACGGGAGGCUGAUGUGUUUUGCUGGGCUUUGGGAUUGCGUCAAGUAUGAGGGUGAGUAUAAGGAAGACAAGAAUUACACCUACACUAUCAUCACGACCGACUCCAACAAGCAGCUCAAAUUCCUGCACGACCGUAUGCCCGUCAUCCUCGAGCCUGCCUCCGAGCAGAUGCGGACAUGGCUCGACCCAUCCCGGUACGAGUGGGACAAGGACCUUCAGGCUGUCCUCAAGCCCUUCGAAGGCGAGCUGGAGGUCUAUCCCGUCAGCAAGGAGGUAGGCAAAGUCGGGAACAACUCUCCGUCAUUUAUCAUCCCGGUCGCCAGCCGUGAGAACAAAUCGAAUAUCGCCAACUUCUUUGCCAAUGCCCAGGCCAAACAGGGUUCUCCCCAGAAGCCGAAGAAGGAGGGGGAGGAGGAUGUCGAGGUCAAGCAGGCUACGACCUCGUCGCCCGUGAAAGAGGCCAAGUCGGUCGACGAGGUGGUGAAGAAUGCAGAUGACGGCGGUAUGGGCGUCUCGUCUGCGGCUGCUGCUGGGGAGAAGAGGAAGGGAAAUGGUGAGGACGAUAUGGGGUCGGGAAAUGAAGAGCCGCCGAGGAAGAAGAAGGCUGUGGCUUCAUCGCCCCUCAAGGCCAAGCCGUCUCCUUCGCCGAAAAAGUCCGCUGUAAAAGGCGGGAGGUCGACCAGUGCGACGAGCAAUGGGACCAAGAGCCCCAUGAAGGCGAAGGGAACCGGAACACCAAAGAUCACCCAGUUCUUUGGGAACAGUGCCUGA